AUGUGCCUCGUCUCUCUCGCGGGCUUCGAAAAGCAGAAGAAGCUCGCGAAACACGCCUCGACCUACGGCGGCCCGGCGCAGCCGUCCAUCGGCGAGCGGAAGCCCGCGGACAAGGCGAGGAAACAGGCGGGCGCGAUCGGGAAGAAGAAGCCCAAGAGCGGGGCCAAGGCGGGCAAGAAGGAGCGGAUAGAGCAUAUAGGCGGCGAACACCCAGGUGGCUGGCGCCCUGAGGCGGCAAUUGGUGGCGUGGGGAGUGCGGAGAACGCUACUGGCGGCGCGACAGGGCCUCUCUCGAGGGCGCCGGCCGCGUGUAAGAAGUGGCUGGCGGCCUGGCGCCCUGAGGCGGCAUUUGGUGGGGUCAGCGUGCGGAUUAUGUCCCUAAAGCCGUAG
Messenger RNA from Emiliania huxleyi CCMP1516, 390 nucleotides. RefSeq lists its product as hypothetical. The transcript has 7 exons. Lineage: Eukaryota; Haptophyta; Isochrysidales; Noelaerhabdaceae. The record is from RefSeq and is a predicted model, not a curated record. Bases 1 to 390 code for a protein of 129 amino acids.